AUGAUAAAGAGCGUGUUGAUUGGAAUUUUGUGUGGCGCAGCCGUGCUGACUGCUGGAAUCCUGAUCGGACACUAUGGCAUAGACAAGAGUAGCGGUUCUGCGCCAGCCUGGGUGAAAGAUGUGUCCCAGGAUAUCGACGAAAGGCUGCUUGAGGAGAUCUUGUCCGAGGUGGAUAACGUCCACAUUCAGGAAAACCUCAGGGAGUUGACCAAAGUGCCUCACAUGGCCACCACAGACGGAGAUGAGCAAACGGUGCAGCUGAUGCUGGAAAGAUGGCAGGAUCCUGAAAGCGGUCUGGACCAGGCUUGGAGGGAGGAACACAUGGUCUACCUUUCCUUUCCUGACCCUGACAGGCCCAACAAGGUCACUGUGGUGAACUCAUCCAACACCGUGCUGCAUAUGGUCAGAGAGAAAGAGAAGGCUUACACUCCGGACCAGAUGGAUCCUGCUGUGGUUCAACCUUAUGCUGCAUACUCUCCUGCUGGGAAAGUGCAGGGCAAACUUGUGUAUGCCAACUACGGGACAGUAGGUGACUACCUCCUGCUGAGCCGGACAGUAGCCCUCAAAGGCACCAUCGCCAUCACAAGAUACGGUGGAGCAGGGAGAGCAGACAAAGCCAUCAAUGCAGCCCCUCAUGGUAUCCUUGGCGUACUCGUCUACACGGACCCAUUGGACAUUAACGACAGCUUCAUGUCUGACACCAAUGAGACAUAUCCACAUUCCUGGUACAUGCCCCCUUCAGGCGUGGAGAGAGGCUCGUUUGUUUCUACCUAUGGAGACCUGCUCACUCCAUACCUGGCUGCCAAAGAAGAAACUUACCGAAUUCCAGUGAAGGACAUUACUGGGGUUCCUCCAAUUCCUAUUCAACCCAUCGGCUUUGAGGAUGCCUACGUGUUAAUCUGUGAGCUGGGUGGAAAACAAAGUCUCCAAGAAUGGCAAGGAGGUUUUAACUGCACGUACAACUUUGGUGGUCCAGGCUUUCGACCCUCUUCUGCCUUCCACAGCAGUGACGUUAAGAUGGACAUAUUCAACUAUGGGAAGGUGAAGAACUCCUCUAAUGUGAUGGGAGUCAUCAGGGGGAGCGUGGAACCUGACAGAUAUGUGAUAUAUGGGAACCACAGAGACAGUUGGGUUCACGGCGCCAUCGACCCGAGCAGCGGGACGUCCGUCAUGCUGGAGCUGACGCGCGUGCUUGGCAUGAUGGUCAAGCAAGGCAAAUGGAGGCCUCGUAGGUCCAUUAUAUUUGGAAGCUGGGGUGCUGAGGAGUUUGGCCUCAUUGGGUCUACAGAAUACACAGAGCAAUACUUCACUAAGCUCAGUGAACGCACCGUGGCUUACAUCAAUGUGGAUAUUGCCGUUCAAGGCAAUGUUUCUCUGCAAGCAUCAGGAAUGCCAUCGCUACAGAACGUCAUCUUCAAAGCUGCUAAACAGGUCAAGGCUCCUGGAGUGGAUUCAAUGUCUGUGUAUGACAAGUGGCUCCAGUAUUCUAACAGAACAAGCCCGGUCUAUGGACCCAUUCCCAGAAUGGGAUACCUGACAGGAGCCGGGAGUGAUUAUGCUCCUUUCGUCCAUUACUUGGGAAUCACUUCCUUGGAUAUUUCAUACACUUUUGACAGGUCUAAAACGAAAGCCAGGAUUUACCCUGCGUACCACACUGCAUACGACACGUUCGACUAUUCCUCCAAGUUCAUUGAUCCUGGGUUCUACACCCACCAAGCCAUCACCAAAACUGCCGGCAGCAUCCUGGUGCAACUGGCUGACAGUCUGGUGUUGCCGAUAAAUUGCAGCGAUUACGCGGAAAGUCUGGAGGACUACCUUAGGUGGGCUGUGAUGCUGUAUGAAAACAACCUCCUUGCUAUGAAUAUCUCCAUGGAACCACUCAAACGUGCAGUGACCAGCUUCCGCAGUGCAGCUACCCACUUAGAACAAGUCAUUCGAAGCUCAGAUCUGGCAAAUGAAACGCCACUGAAGGUGCGAAAGAUCAAUGACCAGCUCAUGCUGCUGGACCGCGCUUUUUUGAACCCUCCCGCCUUCCCAAGUCAAUAUAGACAUGUCAUCUGGGCACCAAUCGAAAUCAGCUUCCAGACCUUCCCCGGUUUGAGCGACACCUACUUAAGAGCCAUGUCGUCUGGAAAAGCCAGCGCCUGGGCCAAAGUGCAUCAGCUCGUGUCGGUCAUGAGCCAGGCCAUCGAGGGUGCCGCCAGCAUGCUGUUCGACGUCAUAUAGACGACAUUAAAGACUAAUAUUACUGCAUAAUAACCACAUUAACCAACACAUUUUCUAACUGCUACUUUCUGUAUACACGUGAAAGGUUUAGGAAUUUAUUGUCAUUUGAGUGGACAUUUUUAAAUGUGAAGAAUCAUUUUAUUCAAACUUUUGAUGAAUACUUAAGUGUCUAUGAGCAA
This is a messenger RNA of Phycodurus eques (leafy seadragon), 2405 nucleotides long. It is a transcript of the gene naaladl1, whose product is annotated as N-acetylated alpha-linked acidic dipeptidase like 1. Gene Ontology annotation, molecular function: carboxypeptidase activity. Lineage: Eukaryota; Metazoa; Chordata; Actinopteri; Syngnathiformes; Syngnathidae. The transcript is spliced from 19 exons. Bases 1 to 2226 code for a protein of 741 amino acids. The record is from RefSeq and is a predicted model, not a curated record.